Messenger RNA from Orbilia oligospora ATCC 24927, 1923 nucleotides. RefSeq lists its product as uncharacterized. Bases 1 to 1923 code for a protein of 640 amino acids. NCBI's taxonomy places the organism in Eukaryota, Fungi, Ascomycota, Orbiliomycetes, Orbiliales, Orbiliaceae. The record is from RefSeq and is a predicted model, not a curated record. Gene Ontology annotation, biological process: regulation of phosphatidylinositol 3-kinase/protein kinase B signal transduction; phosphatidylinositol 3-kinase/protein kinase B signal transduction; phosphatidylinositol dephosphorylation. The transcript is spliced from 4 exons. Gene Ontology annotation, cellular component: nucleus; cytosol; plasma membrane. Gene Ontology annotation, molecular function: protein tyrosine phosphatase activity; phosphatidylinositol-3,4,5-trisphosphate 3-phosphatase activity; protein tyrosine/serine/threonine phosphatase activity.
AUGUUCAAGCUUCUCUAUUCCAUCGCCGCUUGGGUUUCCAAUUAUAUUCUUGAAAUCAUGGCUCAAAUACUCCGCCAAAUCGUCGCCGGUCCUCGAAUAAAACACCCCGAGACCGGUCUCGACCUCGUCUACGUCACCGAUAACAUCAUCGCAAUGUCCAUGCCCGCCGCCUCCGGUCCAAAACUCUACUACCGCAAUCCUCUCCACAAAGUCGUUGAAUUCCUCGAAAAGGAACACGGUUCUAACUGGGCGGUCUGGGAGUUCCGCGCUGAGGGCACAGGAUACGAUGAUUCCGCUUUUCACAAUCGAGUAUUCCACUCCCCCUGGCCUGAUCACCAUCCUCCACCAUUCGCAUUAAUCCCAAACAUCAUGGCAUCGAUGAGAAACCAUCUCAAACAAUCACCUGAAAAAGUCGCAGUGGUCCAUUGUAAAGCUGGAAAAGGGAGGACGGGAACUGUUACUUGUUCUUAUUUAAUCUCCGAAGAAGGGUGGUCGAAAGAAGAUGCGUUGGAACGGUUUACGAAGAAACGUAUGCGCCCUCAAUUUGGCGCCGGAGUGUCCAUUCCAUCUCAACUGCGUUAUGUCGAUUACGUCUCACGAUGGGUAUCCGAGUAUUCAAAGAUAUAUGUGGAAAGGUCCGUGGAGAUUCCAGAGGUACAUAUAUGGGGACUUCGCGAGAACGUGAAGAUUGCGAUAUUGGGGUAUGUUGAUGAGGGAAAGACCAUCAAGAAUUUCCAUAGCUUUACGAAGGAUGAGAAGUUAUUGGUCGAUGCGGACGAGGAGAAGAAUAGUCAGAUGGUUAUCUAUAAACCGAAAAAUAGGGUUGUAUUGCCGACGAACGAUGUUUGCAUUGACCUUGAGAAGAGGACUAGAGCUGCUGCUGGGUGGACUUUUGUCUCCGCUCUAGCACACUGCUGGUGGAACUGCUACUUCGAAGGCGGUGGUGCCGGUACAAACUCCGGCGUCUUCACCCAAGAAUGGGAUAAAAUGGACGGUCUAAAGGGCACCCUCAAAAAGGGUAUCCGCAUCUUCGACAAAAUCCAAAUCAUCUGGAAAGUAGUCGAAGACCUAGAAUCGCACACAAUCGGAGAACCCGCUCCGGGAGAACCAGUUCAAGGAACCCAUAAGGCAUCGGAAAACCGUGGCGAAACAACACAGAUGGAUCCAUUGAGCAAUAGAGAUCUAGGUCUUAGACCUGCUAAUGUUGAUGAUGAUGCUUCUUCAUCUUCGGCGGGUGGUCUAUUAUCUGCUUCGAAACCGGGGAGUUUGACAAAUAGUAUGGAGAAUUUGGUGUUAAAGGAUAAAGAAGAUGCCGAGAGGGAGUACAGAGGCGGCGAUGAUGAUGGGUCUGAAGGAACGGACACGGAUUCUUUGAGACCUAGUGAUUCUGUUUCUGUUACUGCUGCGAAACCGGGAUCGACUAGUACUACGGGGGUGAAUAGGUCUUUGGCAAGAGGCGAAGAUUCUAUAUCAUCGCCUUCUACAACAAACUGGACAACUAGCGAUUCUUCGAUCAGUACAACAGCGCAUCAUGAACCUAUGAAUGUCAACGCUCAACAAACACUACCCUUAGAAAACGGGCAAGACCAGCAGACAGUACAAUCAGGCCAUAGAACCCACCCUUCAAACUCAAGCGUACCGACAAUAACCACCACUCCUCCACCACAAACACAAGUUGAUCAAUCACUUCAAGAAGAAAGUACGCCAAAACAAGGGGUAAUAGCUGCAAGUUCCGAUCCAGGUCCUUCUGUUGAGGGACCUCUAAAGGAAGUCAUCACGGGUGAUCCCGACGCUCCGAGGGUAAUAACAGCAUCUACUGGUCACGGGGAGAUAUUAGUCUCUACGGAACCUGAAGGGGAUGCAAAACUUGGACACAAGGUUGGAAGACUGGUACAAGCUGAUCCGAAGGAAAUGGCAAACUGA